AUGGAUCUCAGUGCGUCGGAUGGGAAUUGGGCUGUCGAAGAUGUUCCUCUGGUUGGUCGAGACAUGGCCGGGACACAAUGUCCGGUGGCGACAUCAGAUCAGAGCGAAUCCGAUCCCGAAAACGAUCUGAUGUCGAUCGAAGCCAUUGGAGAGGACCUACAAACGAAGGUACUCGAGUUGAAGGGGGCCCUCCACAAAUCGGAACCGCACGUGAACGUCCGCUUCUUGAUGGAAACUCAAGGGGACGUGCUGGCUUGCGUGGCCAACGAUCUGUCCACUUUGCCCACAAAUCAAAUUUGUCUCCUACUCAAAUCCUUCUUGGCCGAGAAAUCGAAUCGAAUGCUACAAUGUGACUUGGCUGUCCUCUUCCGACAUCUCGUGUUCGCUCAUCUCGGUCAGCCACAUGCCACGGUGGGCGCGACGAUUCUAUCGUACGGGGCUGAACUCGCUUCCCGAUGGAGUCGCUUGUUCGUCGAGAAUAUUCUUCUGCCUUCCCUCAAAAACCUCGGAGGAACCCUCGAGACGUUUGUGAAGAAGUCACUCAAAGCAAUCGAUGGCAGAGAAUCUCUCGGAGCGCUUUCGCUCCUCUUGAAGAGCUUAGCCGAGGAAAUCGAAAAUAUUCCAUCUGAGAAAAUGGAUCGAGUGCUGAGCUUGGCCGAGGUGCUCGUCGUGAACUGCGAGGACUUCAACGGAGAGAUAUUCUCAAGACUGAGCAAGGUGUUCCACACCCACGAGGGGAUGCUCGUCAAGAAUCGCGUUUUCGCGAAAAUUCUUUUGGAUAUCGUUAAACGCACAAAACAUUUGGAAGCGCACGUCGCGCUUGUCGGAGAGAUCUUGAGCGGCAUGACUCAUCCGAUGAGGAAUAUCAUUCAGAAACUGAUCGAUACCAAGGGUUCCCAUGAGAACUAG
Molecule: messenger RNA, 909 nt
Organism: Galendromus occidentalis (western predatory mite)
Lineage: Eukaryota; Metazoa; Arthropoda; Arachnida; Mesostigmata; Phytoseiidae
Exons: 3
Coding region: 1-909 (302 amino acids)
Source: RefSeq, a predicted model, not a curated record